Messenger RNA from Setaria italica (foxtail millet), 1708 nucleotides. RefSeq names its product elastin-like. The record is from RefSeq and is a predicted model, not a curated record. NCBI's taxonomy places the organism in Eukaryota, Viridiplantae, Streptophyta, Magnoliopsida, Poales, Poaceae. The coding region runs from base 1049 to 1429 and encodes 126 amino acids. The transcript has a single exon.
UGACCAAAAUUCGUGGAUGCCCCAGCAUGGAUAUAGAAAACAAAUUUUUGGUGCUAAUUUUUCUUGAAAAUGCAAGAGAAUUGCGUGUCAUUGUAUUAAUAGAUGGAAAAAACGGUUUGAUUAUUGCUGAUUUCAUGGCUUGUGUUAGUUUUUUGGGUAGAAAAAGAGUAAUUUCUGAUGCUAAUUAGGACACCCUUAACCAAAUACCUUUUCUAGGACAGAGUUUGAUCGACGCCACUAGAACUUUCUCUGUCUAUCGGGAAUUACUAUUGCCUGUCUUGAUCUCUGCUCUUGCACAUGACUGCCUGUCGAUCUCGCAUUGGCUUGUUGUUCUGCCACCAAGCUGAGGACGCCUUGAAUUCUAGCUUUACUCUGCCGGAUUCGCUGCAGGCCCGGGGCGGAUAAGGAUUCCAGUGGGUUUAAAUGUGGGUGGUUGGGUAGCUACAGGUAAAAGUAAAUAGGGAUGAUCUCUGUAACUCUGUUACUACUGCCUUGCAUGAAUGCUGGCUUUACUGCACUCUGAAUCCUCACUUCAUCCUGUUCUUACAUUGCUCAGUAUCUCUAGUUCUCUACCUGAUCCACCAUAUUAGGCAUCAUCAGAUUGCUGCAUAAUUUCUGCAUUUGCCAUCUGUGAGCUGGUCAAGGAUUGGCUUUUGUGAAUCAUGUAAAGGUUAAGACACAACUCCACUGUCAGCGUAAGAUGAGCACCAUGCAUGCUGGCCCAUGCAUCUCUGUCCUCUGUAGCCAGUGCAGUUACUGUCACUGAGAUGUGGGUCUUGCUGCCAAGAAACAUGGGCUGGGGCACACCUCAGCCAUAGUCCAGACAUCCCAGCCAAUGCCUGGCCGGUCUCAUCACAGUUCAGCUGUUCCUCCGCCAUGAAUGCUUCAACACUUCACACAUCCACAGUGAAUGCACCACUACCUCUGCACCUCAUCUCUGCAUAUAUAUAUAAAUGUGUGUGCCGAGCAGCUGGUUCUUGGAGGAGAACCAAACCAAGUAGAGUCUGUGGAAGCAAUCAAGCAGUAGUGCAUCCAGCCAGAGCCAGCCAUGGAGAAGAGAGGCAGCAGUAGUUGCGCCGCGAGCCUCCUCGUCGUGGGCCUCCUGCUGGCCGCCGCCUCGCUCGCGUGCCACGGCGCGCGCGACGUUCCCGCCGGGCCGGCGGGGGAGAAGCCGCUCCGGCCCCAGAACGUGUUCGGGUUCGGCGGCUUCUACCCGGGCCCCUCCGUCAGCUGGGUCUUCCCGGGCCCCAACGGCGUCACCCCGCAGGUCGGCUUCGGCGGCAUGCCGGGCUCCAGCGCCUUCCCCGGCGUCGGCGGCAGCGGCGGUGUCUCGCCGUUCACGCCGGGUGGCGGCGGUGGCGUGGUCGGCAUCCACGGCGGGGGUGGGGGUGCAGCGGCUGCUGCUGGCGCCGCGGCGAAGAAGCCGUGAGACUCAGAUCGAGCGAGGUGGCCGGGCUGUCAGGCUGUGUUGGUGGUUCGGGGACAUGCGUGAGGUGGUAGAGCUUCGUGACUCGUGAGUGUGGUGUGUUGUAUGGAAGGUUGUUUAGUGGUAUGAGCAAAGUCUGGCUUUUUCUUGUGGUCAUCGUGUUGUGUCCUGCAUGGUUCUUAGUGCUUUGUUGUAUCCUGUGCUUGUGUGUGAAGGACUUGCUCUCAAGUGGUUCCUGCCAAAUCUUGUGUGCUUCUAUAUGAUCCAUAUUCUUCGUGACCA